AUGACGCGGCAUAAACAUUUUCAAACCGGUCGCAAACCUCGAGGUUAUCCUGGGUUUAAACUAGACGAGACGCAUGUUACGGGCCCAGUACCCUUCCUCAAUCCCACCUCGGCCCAUUAUAAACCUGUCCAGCACCCAGAAGAGACUCGUCCUCCCCCGCAAGUCGAGCGUCUCUGGCGAUCUCGCGACAACAGAAAAGGCCGACAUGCCAUUCGCGUCGAUACACAGGCCUUGCCCCAUGAAACGGGACUUAAAGCACCACCAUUGACGCGCUCCUUCUCAACAGUAGCCAAGAUCAUUCUUCGGAUGAUGACCUACGCCCCUUAUUGGGACGUAUCUUAUCUAGUGGCCAUGAGCUUCACUAUCGGAUCCGCAGUUUUCAUCAUCAAUGGGUUCUUCGUGUGGUUACCACUCGCGGACAGGAAGACCGAGUUUCACAAUGAAAUUACUGUUGCAGGUGGUUGGACGGGGUUCGUGGGCGCGACUAUUUUCGAAAUUGGAGGUGUAUUGCUAAUGCUUGAGGCUUUUAAUACCAAUCAUACUGGAUGUUUUGGCUGGGCACUUGAUACUGUCGUCGAGAAGAAAAUCGAGGAAGGGAUUCCUCACCAUGCGAUAAAGGAGAUCAAGCCAAAGGUCUCGCAGUGUGAGCAUCAUCAUGCGAAUCGGAAAUCGUUUCUCAAGGAGAUACACCACCAUCAUUCCAAUGACAAUUCCCAAUCUCAUCUAGAUGAGACCGGUUACGUUACUUCAUCAACAGAUGGCAGGUCAUUCCGAUGGAUUCCAUCGAUGUCGGAAUUGCGCACACAUUAUCUUCAUGAAAUUGGCUUUCUAGCUUCCUUGAUCUUAUUUGUGAGCGCAACCAUCUUCUAUAUUGGUGCAAUUGUUGGUCUUCCUGGUAUCUUCAACCACAUGAGCAAGGGGCUCAUUGAUGGCCUCUAUUGGGGUACCACUACUCUUGGUGGGGCGGGAUUCACUCUGAGUUCAUGGAUGUACAUGCUUGAGACGCAAUCAAAGUGGUAUAUCCCUGCUUGGCAUGUUCUGGGCUGGCAUAUUGGGUUCUGGAAUUUGAUUGGCAGUAUUGGGUUCACUCUUUGUGGUGCGCUAGGGCCGGCGAGUAGUAACUCUGGAGCAAAUUUCCAAUCUUCACUUGCUACAUUUUGGGGCUCGGUGGCUUUCAUGAUAGGAUCUAUGAUCCAGUGGUACGAGAGUUUGCAGAAGCAUCCUGUUGAGAAGAAGUGA
Molecule: messenger RNA, 1239 nt
Organism: Penicillium vulpinum
Lineage: Eukaryota; Fungi; Ascomycota; Eurotiomycetes; Eurotiales; Aspergillaceae
Exons: 1
Coding region: 1-1239 (412 amino acids)
Source: RefSeq, a predicted model, not a curated record